AUGAGUCUAUUGAAGAUUCCCUUCAUCCUAAUUUCGGCCAUUGGCAUCCAUAUUUCGUUCACUUCUACUUCUCCGCCACCGUCAUCUAAAGAGAAGAUGGUGCCCUCGUUGUUCGAAUCCAUCGUUGGAUGGUUUUUGAAACUUCGUGGUUUGGAGUUACUGAAGAUCAGCGCAUGGGCAGCAUCAUCUGCUGAAGUGGCAAACAUCCUGGCUAGACACAUAGAUCCCUCGCAUAUUCCAGAAAGCAUCAAUGGUGCUAGAGCUGUGCAGCUUUUGUGCGUUCUUCACCCUACAUCAAUCACCCCCGCAUUCCUUGUCGGGAGCAUUGCCACUGCGAUUGGCGGCGCAUUGAGGUUUUAUAGUAUCUCGACGUUAGGAAAGCUUUGGAACUUCCACGUCAGCGUCAAAACAGAGCAUAGACUUGUGACAAGCGGGCCGUACUCGGUGGUGCGCCAUCCAAGCUACACUGGUCUUCUUCUUCAAACUGCUGGGAUCGCCGUCAUGUGUGGAAGUCAAGGAUCAUGGAUGAGGCAGUCCGGGAUCUUACAAGUGCCUUUCAUUAAAGUAUUUGCCGUUACCUUUCUCGUAUUUACCACAAUCUUGCACACUUGGAUUCCUUUCAACCGACCUGCAGCGGAAGACCAAAUGUUGCAGCGUGCUUUUGGAGAAGAAUGGGAGAAUUGGGCAGAGAAAGUGAGAUACCAGCUUAUUCCUGGGGUUUAUUGAUUGCUAGUACGUACAUAUAAUACUAGGCGCUC
Molecule: messenger RNA, 758 nt
Organism: Suillus discolor
Lineage: Eukaryota; Fungi; Basidiomycota; Agaricomycetes; Boletales; Suillaceae
Exons: 2
Coding region: 1-726 (241 amino acids)
Biological process (GO): C-terminal protein methylation
Cellular component (GO): membrane
Molecular function (GO): protein C-terminal S-isoprenylcysteine carboxyl O-methyltransferase activity
Source: RefSeq, a predicted model, not a curated record